UGUUGUCACUAGACUGGAUGUAUAGGCCGGCCAUCUUGCUUAUGCUGUGCAUGAUCCGCCCUGCUUGUUGCGGAAGCGGUAUUUUCAGCGGGGCCUAAGGAAGAAUUGGCGCUGAUGUGAAGGGGGAACUUGGGAAGCGAGUGCUGCAUGGGCAGCCCCAACAACUGACGCUGGGUUUAGAGUCGCUGUGAAAAUGUACUCUGAAUGGCGGACGCUGCACUUGGUCCUUAAGAAUGAUCAGGGCCACACCAGCGUGUUGCACAGCUACCCAGAGAGCGUGGGCCGUGACGUGGCUAAUGCAGUGGUGCGACCACUGGGGCAGGCUCUCAGCGCCCCCUCCACAGCAGCAAGUGAAAGCAUAUUAAAAACAGAUAAAGAGGUGAAAUGGACCAUGGAGGUGAUUUGUUAUGGGCUUACCCUGCCGCUGGAGGGGGACACCGUAAAAUACUGUGUGGAUGUUUACACAGAUUGGAUGAUGGCUCUUGUCAGCCACAAGGACUCUAUUCCUCAGCCGGUUUUGAGAGAACCAAACAUGUAUACCCAGAUCAUUCUCAAGCACCUCCAGAAUGUCUUUGUGCCAAGGCCGGACCAGAUGAUGAGCCAGAUCCGCCUGUGUCUGCAGGUUCUGCGGGCUGUACAGAAGCUUGCCCGCGAUUCUCUCCUCAUAGCCCGAGAGACAUGGGAGGUCCUGCUUUUGUUCCUCCUCCAGAUAAACGACACCCUCCUCGCUGCUCCCACUGUGGCUGCGGGCAUAGCCGACAACCUGGCUGAAAAGCUGAUAGGGGUCCUUUUUGAGGUUUGGCUGUUGGCUUGCACUCGAUGCUUUCCUACACCUCCUUAUUGGAAAACUGCCAAAGAAAUGGUGGCUAACUGGCGUCACCACCCGGCCGUGGUGGAACAGUGGAGUAAAGCUAUCUGUGCACUGACGUCCAGGUUGCUAAGGUUUUCCUACGGCCCUUCGUUUCCUCCAUUUAAAGUUCCAGAGGAAGAUGCCAGUCUGAUCCCAGGAGAGAUGGAUAAUGAAUGUGUCACCCAAACUUGGUUCCGGUUCCUUCACAUGCUGAGCAAUCCAGUGGAUUUAAGCAACCCCAGUAUCAUUGGCACAACACCUAAAUUUCAGGAGCAGUUCCUGAAUGGCAAUGGGGCUUCCCAGGAGAUAAAUCAGUACGCUUGCCUGAAGCAGCUGCCUCAUAUCUUCUUCAAAGCGAUGCGCGGGGUUAGUUGCCUUGUGGAUGCUUUCCUAGGCGUUGCAGUCAAUAAGAAAAUUGGGUUGGAAAGAAUGCCCAAAUAUGGCAUCUCGCGUCCCAGGGCCGACAGUGCUCCGCCGACCCCAGUGAACAGGCUAAGCAUGCCUCAGAACGCCUCCACCAACACUACGCCGCCGCACAGCCGAAGGCACCGCGCAGUCACUGUGAAUAAGACCACCGUAAAAACCAGCACGUCCGUCACAGCACAUGGAGCAAAGGUGCAGCACCAACCGUCUUCCACCUCUCCCCUCUCCAGCCCCAACCAAACGAGCUCCGAGCCCCGACCUCUCCCAGCCCCUAUGAGGCCCAAAGUCAAUAGCAUCCUAAAUCUGUUCGGUUCAUGGCUGUUUGAUGCAGCUUUGGUUCACUGCAGACUGCAGAACGGAGUCAAUCGAGACAGCAGCAUGACGGCAAUGACCACCCAGGCCGCCGUGGAGUUUCGGCGCAAAGGCUCCCAAAUGUCUACGGACACCAUGGUUUCCAGCACCGUGUUCGAAGCGGCAGACUUCCCGGAGAAUUACGAGGCAGGAAGGGCCGAGGCCUGCGGGACCCUGUGUAGGAUAUUCUGUAGCAAGAAAACGGGAGAGGAAAUCCUGCCUGCCUAUCUGUCCAGGUUUUAUAUGGUCUUAGUCCAAGGUCUUCAGAUUGGAGACUUUAUCUGCCACCCCGUGCUAGCAAGCAUCAUCCUGAACUCUCCGCCCCUUUUCUGCUGUGACCUCAAGGGGAUCAACGUUGUGGUUCCUUACUUCAUCUCUGCACUUGAAACCAUUUUGCCAGACAGGGAACUUUCAAAGUUUAAAAACUAUGUGAAUCCCAUAGAACUCAGAAGAUCCUCCAUUCACAUUUUACUUUCCUUGCUGCCUCUGCCCCACCACUUUGGCACCCUCAGGUCGGAGGUCCUACUGGAAGGAAAGUUUAGCAACGAUGACAGCUUGGGCAGCGACAAACCGGUCACCUUUCUUUCCUUAAAGCUGCGACUCGUCAAUAUACUGAUAGGAGCGCUGCAAACUGAAACGGAUCCCAACAACACACAAAUGAUUCUAGGUGCCAUGUUAAACAUUGUCCAAGAUUCAGCAUUUCUGGAGGCAACUGGCAACCAGGUAGAAAUGAUUGAAAAUAACCUAAUGAAAAGCCACAGUCGGACGAACAGCGGUAUCAGCACAGCGAGUGGCAACAGCACAGAGCCGACCACUCCGGACAGCGAGAGACCGGCGCAGGCCUUGCUGAGAGACUACGGAUACCCAGCUCUUAAUACAGAUACAGCGGCCGGCCUGCUCAUGCGCAGCAUCCACUUGGUCACCCAGAGACUCAACUCGCAGUGGAGGCCGGACAUGAGCAUCUCGCUGGCUGCCUUGGAACUGCUGUCCGGACUGGCCAAGGUAAAGGUGGGUAUAGACUCUUCAGACAGGAAGAGGGCAGUGAGUUCUGUGUGCACCUACAUCGUAUACCAGUGCUCCCGCCCGGCUCCGCAUCACUCCCGGGAUCUGCACUCCAUGAUUGUAGCUGCCUUCCAGUGCCUGUGUGUGUGGCUUACAGAGCAUCCAGACAUGUUAAAUGAAAAGGAUUGUCUAAAAGAGGUUCUAGAGAUUGUAGAACUGGGCAUAUCCGGUAGCAAGUCAAAAAAUCCUGAAAUGCAAGAGGUGCGUUACAAGGGGGAUAAGGAGCCCAACCCAGCCUCUAUGCGGGUGAAGGACGCUGCAGAAGCAACACUUACAUGUAUCAUGCAGCUGCUUGGGGCUUUCCCUCCGCCCAGCGGCCCGGCCUCGCCCUGCAGCUUGGUAAAUGAGAUGACGCUCAUCACAUACUCUAGGCUGCCCACGGUCAGCAAAUACAGCUUCCGAUACUUUGUGCUGGACAACAGUGUUAUACUGGCCAUGCUGGAGCAGCCCCUGGGCAACGAGCAAAGUAACCCCAGUCCAUCAAUCACAGUUCUGAUCCGAGGGAUGUCUGGCCGCCAUGCAUGGUCUAUGCAGCUGUGUCACCUUCCAAGAGCUGCAAGAGCCAAUCAGAGGAUGUUUAUCCCCGAGCCGAGGCCGGAGCCUAAUAACUACGUAGGCAUCAAAUACAACGUAAAGCAUCGUCCUUUCCCAGAGGAGGUGGAUAAGAUUCCCUUUGUUAAGGCCGAUCUGAGCAUCCCUGAUUUACACGAGAUUGUCAAUGAAGAGUUGGAAGAAAGGCACGAAAAGUUGAAGCACGGGAUGGCCAAACAGAUAGCUUAUGAGGCCGAGCUGGACCACCUGAAAGAGGAGGAGCUUAAAAAGAGAAGUUAUCCUGACCCUGUAACGGAGUGCAAGCCUCCCCAUCCAGCCCAGGAGUUCCAGACUGCCCGCCUGCUCCUCUCCCACUUUGGCUUCCUCUCUCUUGAAGCACUUAAAGAACCUGCAAACAGCCGCCUACCUCCUCACCUCAUUGCACUUGACUCACACAUGCCAGGAUUCUUUGAAGAUAUUGGGUACUUGGACCUAUUGCCCUGCCGCCCCUUCGAUACUGUUUUUAUCUUCUACAUGAAGGCUGGACAAAAAACAGGUCAAGAGAUCUUGAAGAAUGUAGAGUCUUCCAAAAACGUUCAGCCACAUUUCCUGGAGUUCCUGCUGUCCUUGGGCUGGCCCGUGGAUGUCGGGAAGCACCCAGGCUGGACAGGCCAUGUUUCUACCAGUUGGUCCAUCAACUGCAGUGGUGAGAAUGAGCAACACGAGCAAGAGGAAGCACCUUCGGUAGAUGACACAGGAGGGAGCAUAUUUAACGGGGAAAAGAAAGUUCUCUACUAUGCGGAUGCCCUGACUGAGAUCGCCUUUGUUGUUCCGUCAGCUGUGGAUGCUCAAAGCGACUCUGUGGAAAAUAACACCUCGGAGCUUGACGGGGACUCAAACAUGGAUCUUCUCCCAGGGAUACUGAAGCAGCCGCUCACCCUUGAGCUUUUCCCUACACACGUUGAAAAUGUCAGCUCAGCACAAAGGCAUAGUCCCACGUCGCGCACUAAGAAGCUGCCCCAGGGGCGUGUAGUCCCACCUAUGGGUCCCGAGACCAAGGUAGCAGUUGUAUGGCUGGAGCAGUACGAUGAUUUAGAAAACUUCCCUCUACCAGACCUCGCAGCAGAGACCAGCACUGGUAUAGAGACCACUACAAACAGCAGCACUUCUAUCCGCAACAGUCUGCCUGAGAAAGAGUUCCCUGUGAUUUUCAUCCACCCUUUGUACACCGGCCUCUUCCGAGUUAAAGUGCACGGAGCCUCUGGGAAAUUCAACAUGGUGAUCCCUCUGGUAGAUGGAAUGGUGGUGAGCAGAAGAGCACUUGGUUUCUUGGUCAGACAGACCGUCAUCAACAUCUGCCGGCGGAAGCGACUGGAGAGCGACUCGUACAACACCCCGCACGUGCGUCGGAAGCAGAAAAUCACCGACAUCGUCAAUAAGUACCGGAACCGGCAGCUGGAGCCGGAGUUUUACACCUCUCUCUUUCAUGACGUCGGGCUGAAGAGCUGCACCCCAUGAAUCCAGGCGCAUUCAGGCGCUGAACAAUAAGGGGCUUUGGUGGAGAUCCGUAUCCAGGGGAGCCUAUAAACCAAAUAAAUAAGAGCGGUUGCACUGUCUGUGUAGUGGAGAAGCCUCCCUAACGCAUAGGAUGCAAAAUCCAGCGUGUGAAAGGGCCCAAAGCACCACUCGCCUGUCUGUCGCAUGUGGAUCCUCAGCACAGAACAUUGUCCACUCGCAUAGCUGUCUCUCUGCAGACUCCUUACUGGGACAUUCAUUCUGUAUCACCUUCACUGCCAAGAUGUCAGCUGUGGCCCCCAGGAGAGGACGGUGCUCCGAUAAAUGGUUUGUGUGUCCCGCAAACCCGAGGUGACGCGCUGGACCAACGUACAGGGGACUCUCCUUCUAUCAGACUGGUUUUUCGGAGUCUAAACCUUCCGCUUCCAUGCGCUCUGAAACAAAAGCAGCCAAGGAGGGUUCUUGCCCCCAUUUUGUUGGACAAAUGUCACAGCCUUUAUGCAAUUUUAAUUUUUCAACACCCAGAGCUGUGCAGAAAGACACUUUUAAUUUUCCAUUGGUCGAUUUUUUUUUAGCUGGCCACAGUCGCCCAACGAGAAAUCCCACGUGGCGCUCACAGCUUACGGUCUCACGUUAUUAUUUGCAUUAAGCCAUAAAGAAACUCACCUAUCAGCAUGGCUAUUUAUUCCUGGGUCUGAAUGGGAAGGGGCUAAACUGUUCUAUCUGCUUGUUCUGAUGACUUCUACUCUGGGAGACCCUGGUCCUGUUUAUUCUUAACUAGGCCACACCUUCUGUGGAGGGAGGGGCUUAUCAAAUGGUCAGCUGUUAUUUUUAUAUAUUCAUCAUCAGGUUUAUUUCUUCUCAGUUUCGUAUUUAUUGUUUAAGUUAGCACAGGUAUUUAAUGUCUUUUUGUUAUUGUGUAGCCUAGCUAAUCACUAUGGCAUCUCCCGACAAGCGCACUAUUAAUUACACUUUCUGCCUGACUAAGGGUAACGGAACAUGCUCCCUUCUGUUGCAAGCGACAAAACGUCGGAAAAUGCUCUUCCGUUGGAAUCGCCACCAGUAAAACACUCAAAA
Messenger RNA from Xenopus tropicalis (tropical clawed frog), 5809 nucleotides. It is a transcript of the gene ralgapb, whose product is annotated as Ral GTPase activating protein, beta subunit (non-catalytic). The transcript has 32 exons. Gene Ontology annotation, molecular function: GTPase activator activity. Bases 194 to 4735 code for a protein of 1513 amino acids. The record is from RefSeq and is a predicted model, not a curated record. Gene Ontology annotation, biological process: regulation of small GTPase mediated signal transduction. NCBI's taxonomy places the organism in Eukaryota, Metazoa, Chordata, Amphibia, Anura, Pipidae.